AUGGUUAUUGACCGCUUCUUCAGUUGUUCCUCAAAGACGGCUCAAAAUCUGAGAGUUUUCCUAUUUUCGCUUGUUUAUUGACGUUAUUAUCCGACUCGAGAAAUUAAAAUCUUCAGUAACUUCUUUGGGGUCCUAGUGAAUGAUGGAGCCAGCGCGGCGGCACGGUUAAAUCAGGAGCGCUGGCGCGGCGGGCGCGGCUGCUGCGAGCCACCUAGUGGUCGGAGGCGUGCCGUGCUGGAAUGUUGUGCGGGGAGAUCCUGCGCUCCCCCCAGCAGUGCUUGAGCGUGGUGCCGCUGGGCGUGGGCGUCAACGGCGUCAACAGCCCGUACCUCGCGCUGCUCGCCAUGGCCACCCUGAGCGCCAUGGACGCGGACAACGACGACAUCUUCCUCGAGGAGAAGGCCCCCCUGAUGAUGAUGCCCGACGAUGGCCGAGCCAGUGGGACGGGCAGCGACUUGGAGCGCGACCAAGAGAACGGCCUGCUGAGUUACGAGAACCCCAACUACCACCUGCUGCACGAGGACCAGCUCAACUCCAACACGGAGGAGGACCUGCUGUACUACGAGCACCUGUACGCCGAGCUGAGCCAGCGAGCCCAGCAGCAGGCCAGCCAGGGCACCACCACCCAGGGCGGCACCACCCAGGGCGGCGCGCCCAACGAUGAGUCCGACCGGUCGGCGCGCAGGAACUACAAGAACCUCGACAUCGGCUCCAUGGGCGUGGACGUCAGCGCGGGGCCCGUGCUGGAGGACACGGUGGACAGCCAGGACCUGGUCGACAACCGGGCCUCGGAGGGCGGCGGCCUGGACAACUCCCCGAACGGCAACCAGCUGAACCAGCGCGGCGACAUGGGCCGGCGAGCCAGGCCCGACCUCAUCCAGACGGCCGAGCCGCCGCACCGCACCAGCCUCCUGAACGUGAACAGCGCGGCGCUGGACGGCUCGGACAUCCCGCACAUCGCCGGCCAGCUCAACAACGACCUGUACGCCGUGGCGGUCAAGAGGCGCCCGGCCGCGGCGCAGAGCCAAGGCCCCGGCCAGGGCCCCGGCCCAGGCAGCCUCACGCCCUCGCCGGACUCUCCCGUCGCACACUCGCUCAAGGAGAACCUGCCGCCCGGCUGGGAGCGCCAUGAAGACAACGACGGCCCCUACUACUGGCACAUCAAAAGCGGCACCAUCCAGCGGGAGCCCCCCAGCGCGGACACCCCCACCCCCGGCGGCAAGCCCAUGGACGCCGAGCUGCUCAAGGACACGGACACGUCGCUGUCCGCGGUGGUGUCGUGCGUGACGCGCAGCAACACGAGCUCCGCCCUGGAGGAGCUGUCGGGGCAGCGGCUGGAGCGGCGCGAGGAGCUGGCGCUGAAGCGGCGCAGCUACCCGGCCGGCCCCUCGCCCGGCGCCAACCCCGCGGCCGGCGCGGCGCGGCCCGGCAUGGCCCUGGGCAACUCGCUGGACGCGGCCGACGCCAAGGAGCGGCCCAUCCGCUUCGCCGUGCGCUCGCUCGGCUGGGUGGAGAUCGCCGAGGCCGACCUGACGCCCGAGCGCAGCAGCAAGGCCGUCAACAAGUGCAUCGUGGACCUGUCCCUCGGCCGCAACGACCUGCUCGACGUCGUGGGCCGCUGGGGAGACGGCAAGGAUCUGUUCAUGGACCUGGACGAGGGCGCUUUGAAGCUGAUAGACCCUGAAAAUUUAACGCUCCUCAAUACUCAACCUAUCCACACAAUCAGGGUGUGGGGUGUAGGCCGCGACCACGGCAGGGAGAGGGAUUUUGCCUAUGUUGCCCGUGAUCGCACAACCCGGAAGCACAUGUGCCAUGUUUUCCGCUGUGAUAUCCCAGCUCGAACCAUUGCAAAUACACUAAGAGAUAUAUGCAAAAAGAUUAUGAUUGAGCGUAGUCUUCAACAGAAUCUGGCAAAGCCUAUUGACAUUAGUGGCCAUGGGAUGUUAGGACGAGCAGGUCUUGCCGCUCGUCCUACAAACUUGCCAACAGAGCAUCGACGCUUCCACCACCGAAGUGGCAUGGCCCUUGUCACACAAUCUUUCCCAACUCCUAUGGAAGAACCAAGGAAAGUUAUUCGCGCUCUGUACCUUGGAUCAAUCCAAGUGGAUCGUGCUACAGGAAUGGAUGUGUUGAAUGAUGCCAUUGACCUUCUAUCUGCUGCUGCUCCACAAGACCAAUGGCGUCCUGUACAUGUUGCUGUGGCACCAUCAAUGAUCUCAGUUCUUAAUCCUAAUGAUGAUUCUUUAAUAACAGAAUGCCGAGUUCGAUAUUUAUCAUUUUUGGGCAUUGGUCGUAAUGUUAAACAGUGUGCUUUUGUUAUGCACACCGCCCAAGAUCUGUUCAUAGCUCAUGCUUUCCACUGUGAGCCCUCUUCAGGUGCUCUGUGCAAAACUGUUGAGGCAGCAUGCAAGCUGCGUUAUCAGAAAUGUCUAGACGCUCACCCUCAGGGCUUCAGACAGCCAAGCACCAGUGCGCAGUCCCCUGGCCGAGGCUUGGGUGCCACACUGAAGUCGUUGGUCGGCACCCUCACUGGACGCAAAGCAAAGGGGUCAGAAUCCUGAGAUGAGGCUCUUUCUCUGCAGGAAUCAUUUCCUGCAGAGAAGGACAAAGAGCCUCCUGAGCCUCCCCGUGUUCGUCAUCUGCAAUCACCAAAGACACCCCAGUUCUUCACAAGCGGUUGGAUAGCCAUGGCCAUCAACUCUCCUGGAUCGACUGGCUCGACUGGUUCAGCUGGCACUCCCAGUGGCAGUCCCCCCAGCACACCUCUGAGUCCCAGCUCACAACCAGUAGUUUUGUGGGAGAAACUGCCCACUGGUGUUGCAGCAACUCCAUAACUGACUUCAAGCUAACUCAGCAGGCCAGUCUUUUGUGUAUCUGAGUGUGCUUCAGUGAAGUGUGAUAGUUUACCAGUGAAAGUGACAUGACAUAUAGGAAAAUGAAUGAGAUGGGUACUAAGUGAAUGCAGAAUACAGUGGUGUUGGAUGUGAUUUACAUAAUGGAUUCUGAGGUCUUACUAGAGUUAAUUGUUAAUAGUGUUUAUGGAGAGUCUAACAUUACAAGUCUGGAUUGAACUUU
Molecule: messenger RNA, 3075 nt
Organism: Thrips palmi
Lineage: Eukaryota; Metazoa; Arthropoda; Insecta; Thysanoptera; Thripidae
Product: protein Fe65 homolog
Exons: 18
Coding region: 240-2561 (773 amino acids)
Biological process (GO): regulation of DNA-templated transcription
Cellular component (GO): nucleus; cytoplasm
Molecular function (GO): amyloid-beta binding; transcription factor binding
Source: RefSeq, a predicted model, not a curated record